Messenger RNA from Sclerotinia sclerotiorum 1980 UF-70, 1341 nucleotides. RefSeq lists its product as hypothetical. The transcript is spliced from 4 exons. NCBI's taxonomy places the organism in Eukaryota, Fungi, Ascomycota, Leotiomycetes, Helotiales, Sclerotiniaceae. Gene Ontology annotation, biological process: DNA replication, synthesis of primer. The record is from RefSeq and is a predicted model, not a curated record. Gene Ontology annotation, cellular component: alpha DNA polymerase:primase complex. The coding region runs from base 1 to 1341 and encodes 446 amino acids.
AUGGCCGCUAAAACUCCCCUUCUCGCAGAGCUCGAAGCAUGUUCUUUCAGAAACAGAUCACCCGCCGAAACAGCUGACCAUAUGAAACCUCUCCUCGAUAAAUACCUACCACUUUCUACCUCUUCCUCCGGCUCCAGUGCACUGCAGGCUGAAAGGCAGAAGGAUCAUUAUAGUCAUUUCAUACUGCGGCUUGCAUUUGCUUCCACAGAAGACUUGCGAAGACGGUUUUCUCGGGUUGAGUCGAUGUUAUUCCGCUUGCGGUUUCAGGUAGACGAUUUGAAGGGACGACAAGCAUUUGUGGAAGGCCUAAAUCUAGAUUGGGAAACAGUGAGUGAGGAAGAAAAGAGGGAGAAUUGGGAACAAUUGAAAGGCGCGGCUGGCUGGGAUAAAAUGCGAAUAGAAGAAGAGAGUUGGUUCAAGGUAGACUGGGAGAGAGUACCCGAAUUAGUAGAGAGUCGGAGAGUAUUCUUGAGGGGUGGAAAGGCAUACGUACAUUCCAGAGAACAACUAUCCAUGGUUGUGGCGGAGUUUACCAAUAGGCUGGAUAAAGCUUUAGAGAUUACUUCUCGCGCACUUCCUCGACUUGACGAAGACGAUCGAUUAACGCCAAUCCUUACACAUCUCUCCCAAAACUUCACCACGCCCGAUGCAAAUUAUUCUGGCUCAGCUACUGCGGUGGAUGGAGCCGACAUAUCCGCCCGCAAUAUCGAUGUACUGUCAUCUUCAUUCCCUCUUUGCAUGCAAAACCUCCACAGAUCUCUUCGCCGCGAUGCUCACCUUAAACAUUACGGUCGUCUGCAAUACACUCUUUUUCUUAAAGGUAUUGGUUUAAACCUAGAAGAAUGUCUUGUAUUUUGGCGAUCUUCUUUCAGCAAAAUUACCGACGACGUCUUCAAUAAAGAAUAUAGAUAUAAUGUUCGUCACGCAUAUGGUGAUGUGGGAGGAGAUUCCAACCGUAGAGGAAAUGGAUACUCUCCGUUUAGUUGUCAGAAGAUUUUAACGGAACAUCCUCCAGGUCCAGGAGAAUCACAUGGUUGUCCUUACAGACAUUUUAGUGUGGAUAACCUGACAUCAUUAUUGCGUGCAGUAGGCGUUAAUGAUCAAGAGGUCUUGCGAGGGGUAAAAGAGGAUAAAGAGAAACAGAAAUUUCAUCUUGCUUGUAAUCGGGUCUUCGAAUAUGCACAUAAACAGGAGAUCAAGAAAGUCAAAGACAAUGGUACAUGGGAAGCGGCACAAUUAGAAACGAUUGUCCACCCUAACGAGUACUUCAAACGAAGUUACCUACUUAAAAAUAUGGACAAAAAUCCCGCCGUAGAGGAGGAUGUCAGGAUGGACGGUUAA